Athene cunicularia (burrowing owl) is the source of this 7927-nucleotide messenger RNA. It is a transcript of the gene GREB1, whose product is annotated as growth regulating estrogen receptor binding 1. NCBI's taxonomy places the organism in Eukaryota, Metazoa, Chordata, Aves, Strigiformes, Strigidae. The coding region runs from base 103 to 6003 and encodes 1966 amino acids. Gene Ontology annotation, biological process: multicellular organism development. The transcript has 34 exons. The record is from RefSeq and is a predicted model, not a curated record.
ACCACGCUGCUAAACAGCGAGGGGAGGCUCAUGCUUCCCUAAUAUCCAUCACUCCCUGCUUCCAACGUGGUCACAGACAGAGCAACAAAGAGGGUCUGAGAGAUGGGAAAUUCUUACGCUGGUCAGCUCAAGACAACACGGUUUGAAGAAGUGUUGCAUAAUUCUAUUGAGGCCUCUCUCCGCUCAAACAACCUGGUUCCCAGACCAAUCUUUUCUCAGUUGUAUUUGGAAGCUGAACAGCAACUGUCAUCACUGGAAGCAGGCAGCAGAGCAGAUAAUGAGGAAGAAGAAGAAGAAGAGGAGGAAGAAGGAUCAGAAUCAAGUAGUCCUCCCGUUUCCUACCAGAUGAAGCCUCCUCCAGAAGGAUGUUGCACUACUGAUGGUUUCUGCCAGGCUGGUAAAGAUUUGAGACUGGUUUCAAUUUCCAAUGAACAUAUUGAGGUCCCAUCAGGGUUUUUACUUGUUGGUGCAAAGUCACCAAAUUUACCUGAUCACCUUUUAGUGUGUGCUGUGGAUAAAAGAUUCCUGCCAGAUGACAAUGGGCACAAUGCCCUGUUGGGCUUCUCUGGCAAUUGUGUUGGCUGUGGCAAGAAGGGUUUCUGCUACUUUACAGAAUUCUCAAAUCACAUUAAUCUUAAACUGACCACUCAGCCCAAGAAACAGAAACACUUAAAGUAUUAUCUGGUCAGGAAUGCGCAGGGAGCUCUGACCAAAGGAUCUGUAAUCUGCUGGAAAGGGGCAGAGUUCAGAGGCCGGCAGUCUUCAUCCAGCACCUGCUCAAGCACAUUGUUCCAGCUGCCAGAAAGUUCGGGCCUCUCGGGAAGCACCGCCAGUGAGCCGCUGCCUGCAGCAAACCCAGGUGCUCCAGCUGGGAUUCAGCAAACAGCUGCAGCCAUAGAUCACACCCCUUCAGCAGCAGCAUUCAGUUCAGCAGUUUAUAACGGCAAGGAAUCACCUAAGCAACAGUUGGUGAAAAAUAACCUGUCUGCUCUGACAAGACCUUCGGUGUUAGGCACUUUAACAAAUUCAGGGCCUCCAAAAAAGCGCCAUAAAGGUUGGUCACCGGAAUCUCCAUCAUCUACAGAAAACUGGAACUUGCAGCUCAACCCACAGGUUCCAAACAGAAUUAAAAAUGAUGGAGGAAGCCUAUCAUCUUUACCACAUUCUGCUUUGGUGGGGCCAGCCUCAUCUCCCAUGGUGGGCUCAGGAGAACCGGUCUCAGUUCCUGACAACUUGCUGAAAAUCUGUAAAGCAAAGCCAGUUAUUUUUAAAGGUCAUGGAAACUUCCCAUAUCUCUGUGGGAACAUUAAUGAUGUGAUAGUGAGUCCUUUGCUGUACACCUGUUACAGAAAUUCACAGUCUUUAUCUAGAGCAUAUGAACAAUAUGGUGCCUCCACAAUACAGCCUAUUUCAGAGGAAAUGCAACUCUUACUGACUGUCUACUACCUUGUUCAACUAGCCUCAGACCAGGUCCCUUUGAUUGAGGAUUUGGAACAAAUAUUCAUGCGUUCAUGGCGGGAAUCACACCUGUCUGAAAUCCGUCAGUACCAACAGGCUGUUCCACAGACCUUUCCUCAGGUGGCCAGCCAGAUCGCACCAGUGACUUCAGCCCAGCUGCCCUGGCUGGCGGGCCUCGCCGCCAGCUCCUGUAACGAUAGUGUCCAUAUCAUUGAGUGCAGCUACUCGCUGGCUGAAGGGCUUUCGGAAAUGUUUAAGCUACUCAUUGAAGGGAAAUUAAUAAAGACAAACUACGUGGUGAUCAUAUGUGCCAGUAGAAAUCGAGCCAUUGAUUCCUGCAUUGUGAUAACAGGAAAGUAUCAGGCAAGAGUUCUGUCUGAGAGCAUGCUCACUCCUUCAGACUACCAAAAAGAAGUUAACUAUCAGCUGGUCACAGGGAAAGUGGAAACUCUGGGGUCCUUCUUUAGCACACUCUGCCCAGAGGGUGACAUUGAUCUUUUGCUGGAGAAAUUUUAUCAGGAAAACCAAGGGCACAUAUCUUCAUCACUUUCUGCUUCAGUGAAUAAACCAACAGCACUGAAUGGAACUGGAACGACUGCAUGUACAAGUUAUGAGAUUGAACGACAUCAGAUUCGUCCAUUCCAGCUAGCAGUGGCUCAGAAAUUGCUGUCUCAUAUUUGCUCAAUUGCUGACUCCAGCACUCAAAAUCUUGAUUUGGGUUCCUUUGAGAAAAUUGAUUUCUUGAUUUGUGUUCCACCCUCCGAAGUGACUUAUCAGCAGACUUUGUUUCAUCUCUGGCACUCAGGUAUUUUAUUAGAACUUGGAUUAGAAAAGGAACAUCUUACAAAGCAGAGGGUGGAACAGUAUGUUAUGAAACUAGAUGCAGAGGCCCAGAUGAAAUUCAAAGUAUUUUUACAAAACUCUAUGCAGAAUCCACAUACACUGUUUGUGUUAAUCCAUGAUCACGCACACUGGGAUCUAAUGAGUGCUAUGCAUAGCCUUUAUCCUCAAACAGAACUGUCUACAGGAGUUGUUGAUAGACUGUUGAACUGCAGGGAGGUGAAAGAGGCGCCAAAUAUUGUGACCCUCCAUGUGACUUCCUUCCCCUAUGCGCUGCAGACACAGCAUACUCAUAUCAGCCCUUACAAUGAGAUCCACUGGCCUUCUUCAUACAGCAAUGGUGUAGAUUUAUACCAUGAAAACAAGAAAUACUUUGGACUGUCAGAAUUCAUUGAGUCCACCCUCUCUGGACAUAGUAUUCCACUCCUUCGGUAUGACAGCUCAUUUGAAGCAAUGGUCAUGGCUUUGGGAAAAAGGUUCCCCAGAUUACACAGUGCAGUGAUAAGGACUUUUGUCCUCAUACAACACUACUCUGCAGCUAUGAUGGCAGUGUGUGGUCUUUCUCAGAUGAAGAAUUACACCUCAGUUGAAACUCUGGAAAUCACCCAAAACCUAAUAAACUCUUCAAGACAAUGUCCUAGUGGUCAUGGCCUCAUGGUAGUGUUGAGAAUUCCAUGUACUCCGCUGGCUGCAGUGGCAUAUGAACGUCUGUAUAAUGUAAGGGAAAGACUAGCUCUUGAAGAUAACUUUGAAAUAAUCUUGGGAAAUCCUAAUUCUGGAAUCACAAUAGGGAAGCACUUUGUGGAGCAACUAAAGGUCUGGCAGAAAAUUGAAGAUGUAGAUUGGAGGCCACAGACUUACUUGGAACUGGAAGGUUUGCCUUGUAUAUUGAUAUUUAGUGGUAUGGAUCCACAAGGGGAGUCUUUGCCACGAUCACUGAGAUACUGUGACCUACGUUUAAUAAAUUCAUCUUCUUUGGUAAGGACAACCUUGGAGCAAGAACUUGGUUUGGCAGCAUACUUUGUGAGCUCAGAAAUUCACACAGAAAAAGCAGUUGUGAAUGAUGUGUUAGAAAGUGACCCAGAGAAACUAAGCAGCACUGAUAAUGAAGAUGAAGAAAUAGCGACGGAAGGUUCUACUUCAGAAAAGAGAAGUCCUAUGAAAAGAGAAAGAUCUCGUUCCCAUGACUCUGCAUCUUCAUCUCUCUCUUCAAAAGCUUCCAUUACAGCAUUCUGCAGUGAGUCAUCUCCUCCUUUAAUAGCAUCAGGGGAUACAGCAAAAUCCCCCCACCAAGUCCUAAGCAACAGCACUGAAGAAAAUACAAAUAACUAUGAAAGGCAGAAGCAGAAAGUAGACAAGGGGGCACAAACAACAAUCAGCAAACACUUGCCACUGGUAACUGAACAGCUGGAUAUUAAACAAAACAUUAAAAGUGCCCAAAUUUCCAUCACCUCAUCAUCCUCCUCACCUUUCUCCUCCUCUUCUUCCUCCUCUGCACCUACUCAUAACUCCUUCAUCCUACAGACCUCUCAGUGCUCCAUGACCAAAGCAUCAAAACAGCCUCCUAUAGUUUUCCUGCCCAAACUGGUUUAUGACAUUAUUACUUCUACGGACAGCAGUGGACUUCCCAAAUCUUCUUCACUCUUGCCUUAUCAUUCUGUUAUGUGGGCAAGUUCUUUUCGUCCUCUUAUGAGUAAGAUGAUGACUUGCACGGAGCAGUCUCUAUACUACCGCCAAUGGACGGUUCCCAAGCCAAUCCAUAUGGACUACAACAAUAGAAAUGAGGGCAGAAUGGACACCUUUCAUCCAAGAAGGCUGCUGCUGAGUGGGCCACCACAGAUAGGAAAAACAGGUGCUUAUCUGCAGUUCCUCAGUAUUUUGUCCCGAAUGCUGAUUAGACUGACAGAAGUGGAUGUUUAUGAUGAGGAAGAAAUCAACAUUAACAUAAAAGAAGAAUCUGAUCAAUACUACCAUCAACCUGGAGAUACGUGGCCAGAUUUGGAGACAUUUAAGAAGAUGCCUUUUGACUACACUAUCCAUGACCCUAAAUAUGAAGAUGCAAGCCUGAUUUGUUCAAAACUUCAAACUAUAAAUAGUGAAGGACAGAAGGAGUAUCAAAGCAAUUACAGCCUAGUGAGCCUACCCUCAGUCCCCAAAACAAUUAUGGAACAAACUCUCCUACAGGAUGAUAUGUAUACACGCCGGCAAACAACUAGGAUGAGAUUGUCCAAGUAUGCAGCAUAUAACACCUACCAUCACUGUGAACAGUGUCAUCAGUAUAUGGGUUUCAAUCCCAGGUACCAGCUUUAUGAAUCUACUCUGCAUGCAUUUGCCUUUUCCUAUUCUAUGCUGGGAGAAGAAAUCCAGCUGCAUUUUAUCAUUCCAAAGUCAAAGGAGCAUCAUUUUGUCUUUAGUCAACCAGGAAGACAAUUGGAAAGCAUGAGGCUACCACUAGUCACAGAUAAGAGUGAGGAUUACAUAAAAAGCCCUACUUUUACUCCCACCACUGGUCGUCAUGAACACGGACUUUUCAAUUUAUAUCAUGCAAUGGAUGGAGCCAGUCAUUUGCAUGUUUUAGUUGUCAAGGAAUAUGAAAUGGCCAUAUAUAAGAAGUAUUGGCCCAACCACAUCAUGCUUGUUCUUCCAAGCAUUUUCAACAGUGCAGGAGUAGGUGCUGCACACUUCCUGAUAAAAGAAUUGUCUUAUCAUAACUUGGAGCUUGAACGAAAUCGGCAAGAGGAGCUGGGGAUAAAACCCCAGGAUAUUUGGCCUUUCAUUGUCAUUUCAGAUGACUCCUGUGUUAUGUGGAAUGCAGUAGAAGUUGAUUGUUCAGGAGACAGGAAAAGUGACUAUACAUGGACUGAAAGGAAUGUUUCCUUGAAGCAAAUUCUGCAACAUAUUGAAGCAACUCCUAAUGUCACUCACUAUGCCUUAAUUGGGAUGAGGAAAUGGUCUAGUAAAACAAACAGAGCCGAGAUCAAGGAGCCAUUCUCCUGCUGCCACGUGCAUGAUUUCAUUAUGCUGAAUGUUGAUCUGACACAGAAUGUACAGUACAAUCAGAACAGAUUUACAUGUGAUGAUGUUGACUUCAACUUGCGUGUCCACAGUGCUGGCCUUCUCAUCUGUCGUUUCAAUCACUUCAGUGCCAUGAAAAAGCAAAUUGCAGUAGGAGGACAGCGAUCCUUCCACAUUAAGUCUAAGGUAUCUGACACUCCAGUUUCAAUCUCCCCUGCUCAGUACAUUUGUGCUCCUGACAGCAAGCAUACCUUCUUGGCAGCACCUGCUCAGUUGCUCCUUGAAAAAUACCUCCAGUAUCACAGCCAUCGCUUCUUCCCUCUCUCACUGAAGAAUUAUAGCCAUCCAGUGCUAUCUGUGGACUGUUACCUUAACUUAGGACCACAGAUUGCAGUUUGCUAUGUGAGUUCUCGGCCUCACUCUCUGAAUAUCAGUUCCUCUGGUUUGACAUUCAGUGGUCUCCUGCUAUACCUCUGUGACUCCUUUGUUGUAGCCAGCUUUUUGAAGAAGUUUCAUUUUCUUAAAGGUGCCACCCUGUGUGUGAUUUGUCAAGAUCGCAAUUCUCUUCGCCAGACUGUUGUCCGACUAGAGCUGGAAGAUGAAUGGCAGUUCCGACUGCGGGACGAAUUCCAGACUGCCAAUGCAAAAGAGGACAGACCACUUUUCUUCCUGACUGGACGACAUAUUUAACUAAAAAGAGACACAUCCUGAAUUAUACAAGAGACUGAUUGUCACCAUCUCAUUAAAUGACUUCUGAGACUCUCUGGUUUCUGAACAGAAGCAGGACCGUUUGUCGUUGUUUAUUCGAAUGAAAUCUAAUCAAACUAUUUAUGCGCAUAUUUCCAAACUUUGAAGUGACUUUUCUAAUUUAAUUUUCUGAUGGAAGUCAUUCCUAAUUCUUGGGAGAGAUGCAAAAGCUUACUACUCCCCAUGGCAGAAAUAAUUUUGGAUCAGAAGGGAGGUCAAUGGGUGCAUUUCUUCUGUGACAAAAAACCCCACAUCCAAGUUCAUAAGCAAGAAUUUUAGAAAACUUUUGGUACAUUCCAGAAAUAGGAAAUGUAAAUUUAGGAGCAUAUUUGAUUUUACAAGUCUUAUUUAUCUAACAGUUGGCACAAGGCAACGGGAAUUGUUACAGUUUUGUAGUAUACUGCUACUGAUUGAUCCAGGUAGGCUUUUAUAUGAAGAUUUGUAAAGUAUAUUUCUUGAAUAGUGAGAACUCAGUUGGAACAUGAAUUUUUGGAACAGGUGCCAUACAGGAUAGUUUAACCAUACAGGACUCUUGAGAUAGAAGCAUAAUUAUAAGUCUGGUUUUAUUAGCAUAAAGAAGAGAGUCAAGAAAGUAGAUAUUAAAAUGAGAUCUGAAUAUUUAAACCUGAAACUGAAAUUUCCUUGUGUAAUUGAAGAGAUCAAAUGGUGAGACUGACCUGCAAGUGACUUACUUAUUCCAUCUAGAAUAGUGAUGUUUUCUGAUUUCUGAUUAAAUUGUUGCACUGACUGCAGAUUUCAAGCUGGGACCAGUGCAUUCAGGACAGCAGAUGAGACAGUUCUGAAACACUCCCAAUACACUUUCUGGGGAUAUUUUCUUGCCAAGGUGCUUCAAAAGAGUGAGAAAAUGGAGACUACAUUUCUGAGGAAUUCAGGUAGAAAUCUAAAAAUAUGUUCUAGAAUGGCACCAGGCGUCACAAUAUUUUGUACACUCUAAAUGUGAAGUCAGUGAGUGACCACAGUCUUUGUCUAGGUUUUUGGAAACACUCCAAGUUGCAAACUUCCUGUUUGUCUUUAUAGAAUCAGUGUUGACUUCACUCAGUCCAGGUGCAGGAAGGAUGAGUACAGACAUUGUCAGAAGACCUCUAAUAUUUGGACAGUCUUUUCUUGCUGGAUACACCAAAGGGAAUAUCAUUGAUUUUAUACUGAUAAAAUGCCAUUAGGUGGCUGAGUCCAAUACAGUACUGGCCUUGAAAUGCAGAUAUCAGUGUGACUAUGCCAAAGAGCUAAUUUAGGUUAAUUUACAGGGAAAAGGUAAGUUCUGUAAGUCUGAGAGACUUAGAUCUCUAUUUAUAAGGUAACUUCUAGAAAUCAGUGUAUUUCUAUAUUUCAUUGUCCUUGUUUCAGAGUGUGAAUUCACUUUAAGUUUUGGGAAGGAAGGCGAGCAUUGUCAUAUGUAAAUAGUACUACCUGUUCAGUUUUCACCAGUUGAUAAGUUAAUUUAAUCUUUUUUAAAGAAAUGUGACAGUCAUGUCUAAUCCAUCCUUUAUAAAUAAAGUUCAUGCUGCAUGGACAUCUGUCUUUGUGAUGUACAGGACCAUGAAGUAUGCUUUUGUAGGGGGGAAAAAAAAAAGAAAAGGAUUGGCAGAAAGGAGUUAAUAUAAUUAAGGAAUGCCUUGAACUGAUCAAGAGAAAGUAUAGUACUGCUUAAUGGCCUAAAGCAUAACGCAGCCUCAAAGGCAUGAGUUUUUACAAGAACUCAGAACUAAAGAUGGCGUUUGAUACCUCCUUUCCUGUAACCAAAUACUUAAACAACUUUUACCAAGUGUCUGUUAAUGUUUCCUGUGUUUUAGAUCUGAGAUUUGCUUUGCGAGUCUUUAGAUGUCCAUUUUCUUCAAGAAAAUGAAAA